AUGGCUGAAUCACUGAGUGAAGUUUCUGGCAGUCUGGAAGUUCUGGAGACCAGUGAUGAGGGAAAGAAGAAAUUCAAAUUUAAAGCCUUCAAGAGCUUUUUUGGCAAGAAGAAGAAAAAAGAGCCUGGAGAUGCCCAGGGAGGGACAAUGCUAAAGGCAAGCUUGUCCAGCAGCAACAUUAGCAUGUCUUCUCUGAGGCCAGUUCUGGAAGAUCAACAACAAACUGAGCCUAGGCCAAAGAGUGGCAUGGGGAACAAAGCCCUAUCCCAUGAUAGCAUCUUCAUGUUGGAACCUGAGCCUGAAAGAUCAGCAAGUAUGUGUCCCUCUACAGAGUCCCAGAGAGGCAGAACUCGGCAGAGAUCUCGUGUUUCCAGAACCCUGCCUAGAACUGGGAGCAGUAAUGUGCAUGGAGUUGUGUCUGAGGCCAUGUUUGGAGUUGUGCCGGGAAAUGAAGUCUGUUCUGAGGAUUCCAGGAUCACUGAGAUCCCACCAUUUCGCCCAUGCCAACCCAACAUCAGCCCACCCCUUAUCCAAUCUGACACAAUUUAUAAGGACUUGGUAGAAAUCCCUAUUGAUGAUGAGUCACCUAAGAGCCCACAAAAGAAGGCUUUGCCUCACAAGACGUUAACAGCAAAGAAAAGCUCUGAGACACCAUCCGGACCUGAUGACUCCCAGUCCCUGACUGCGUUUGCCACGCAUGCCUCUCCCAGCAGCACCCAGCUGCCCGUUGGUUUCAGCACCCCAGCCACCACCAAGGGCUGUUUGGAUUCUUCGGCUGCUCGACACAAGAUGGCCUUAAAUCCUCGGAAACAAAAGAAGAAAAAGAACCUUCAAGUGACUGUGAAACUGAAGCAGGAGGAGUCUGAAGAAGAAAAGAUUACAACCAAACCAAAAGAAGCCAACCAAAAGGAGCUGAAAAAAGACAGUGCAGGUCUCUCAAGCCAGGAACAGAACAACAAAACUGAGAUUUAUGAUAAGAAGAUAACAGAUCAGGCUCUAAACACAAAUGCUGCUGCAAGUCUGGGCUAUCCAGUAUUAGCAGCAUAUGGAACAAGAUGGAGAGGAAAAGGAUCAAGUACUUCCAGGAUGAGUGAGUGUGGAUCCAAAGGAAGAAGAUUUAAACAAUCCAGUAAAAGGUACAGCCUGGGCCACAGAGCUGGGUACUCAUCUACUGAUAAGACUGACAGAAAUUUCUGCCAUCUGCCCUUGGAGGAGCAAGUCGUGGAGAAGCCUACAACUGCACAAGCAGAAACCAUCACUUCUCAGGAGUUUCUUUCAGAUAAAGAUGACACAGGCAAGAGAAAUGUCGGCAUAGACUUCGAAGCCAGAAAAGCAUCAGCACAACCCAUUCCUGAAGACGUGGAAGAGUCCAUGGCUAGUGGUUCACUACCAUGCCAUGAAGAGGAGGCUUCUGGAGCUACAAAGACAGAAGCCAGAGCUUCUCUUUUACCAAUGGAGAAAAGCCUUUUUACAACCCAAAAAGAGGCCAUUCUAUCAGUGGCAGCAGAGGCUCAGAUGGUCACAGAUCCUUCUCAUAUCCAGCCGGAAGAGAAAGAAGCUUUCAGUCUUUGUUCACAAAAUGCCCAAUACAAAAUGCAGUCAGCCCACAAUGUCCCAAGUAUCCACAAAGGAAAGCUUCCUAGAAAUGCUCUCCAGGCCUUUGCAACAAGCAUUUGGGGUAUGAUGGGUGCUACCAGUACUACAGCUGAGGGAGGCAUUUCUGCCCAGAGGCUACUUCCCAGAAGCCUUGCCCAGUCAUUGAGGAAGCCUGAAGCUGAAGAAGUCCCCUCAGAUUCGGAGAAUUCAGAGAGUAUUCCCAAGGAGGAGAGCGGUUCUGAGGAACUGGCUCACAAUCACUCUUCCCAGUCCUUGGAGAAGCUUGAAGAUGAACAAGAAGUUUUGUCAGAAUCAAAAAGUUUUUUUGUGGACUUGAACAGCUCUGAGGAGGAGCUGGUCCCCAGAUACACUUCCCAGUCCUCACAGGAGCCUGAAGAUGAAGAAUUCUCCACAGAUUUCGAUAGUUAUGUUGAAAAGUACAACAGUGCUGAGGAUUGGAGCAGCUCAGAGGAAGAUCUGCCCCUCAAACACCCUGCCCAGGCCUUGGCGAAGCCCGAAGACCAAGAAGAAGUCACUUCAGUUUCAAAGAACCCUUCCAAAGAGGGGAAUGCUUCUGUGCAGCAACUGGCUCCCAGACACCCUUCUCAGCCUACUGGGAGGCCUACUGUUGAGCAACAAGUCUCCGCCAUCUCAGUGAGCACUGCUGCAGAAUGGAGCAGUUCUGCGGAGCCUAUGCCUCCCAGACGCCCUUUCCAGCCAGGGGUGAGCCCUACCUGGGAGCAACAAGUCUCUGCAGGUGCAGAGAGUGCUGCUGUUGAGGGGAGCAUUUCUAUGAAGCCUCUGCCUCCUAAACUUAUUUCCCAGCCCAUGAUGAACUCUAAAGUUCAACAAAACGUGUUCUUAGGUUCAGAGGGUGUUGCUGAGACAGUCAUUUCUGCGGAGCCUCUUCUCUCCAAAUAUUCUCCCCAGCACUUCACAAAUCCUCAAGUCCAGCAAGUCUCAGAAAGCACUGCCAUUGAGGAAGGCAUUUUUGUGGAGCUGCCGCCUCCUGGAUGCCCUUCCCAGCCCUUGGGGAGGCCUAAAGUGCAGCCACAGAUAAUUACCCUAAACUCAGCAAACACUUCUGCAGGAUGGAGUGGUCCUGUGGAGCCAGUGCCUCCCAGACACACCUUCCAACCAUGGGUGAACCCUAAAUUUGAGCAACAACAACAAGUCUCUGCAGGUCCAGAGAAUGUUGCCACUGAGAAGGGCAUUUCUUCAGAGCUGCCAAUUCCCAGAAGUCAGUCCCAGUCCACUGUGAAACAGAGAGUCCAGCAAAUGUCCUCAAGUGUUAACAACGCUGCUGUUGAGGCAGGCACUUCUGAGAGGCCACUGCCUCCCACAUAUCCUACCCAGUUCUCGGUGAAGUCUAGAGUUCAGGAAAUGUCCUCACGUCUAGAAAACACUGCUAUUGAAGAAGGCAUUUCUAAGAAAUCUCAGUGUCCCAGGGCUCCUUCCCAGUCAUUCGUGAAGUUUAUGGCACAGCACGUCUUUUCCGAGAGCCCUGCUGUUGAGGGAGGCAUUUACAUGGAUCCUCUGUCUCACAAUCCUUUUAAAUCUUCCUCGAAGCCUAAAGUCAAGCACCAAGGGUUCUCAGACUGGGAGAAUGCUGACCCUGAGCGAGGCAUUUCUGUGAAGAUGCUGCCUGUGAAGCACCCUUUCCAGUCCGCGGGGAGGCCCAAAGACCCACAAGAAGGUUUCUCAUAUUCAGAAAGUACUCCUAUGAAGUGGAGCAGUUCUGAAAAGAAGCCACCUAUGAGACAGCUUUCCCAGGACUUAGGGAAGCUUGAGCACCAGCAACAAAUCUCCUCAGUUUCUAAGAGCUUUUCUGAAGAGGGCAAGAAAUAUGAAGAGCAGAUGCCUUCCAGAUGCCCUUCCCAAGCCUUGGAUGGGUCUGAAAUCCAGCCACAGAUUUUCCCAAUGGGCUCAGUGAACAUACCUGUAAAGUGGAGCAGUCCUGAGGAGCACCUGCCCCCCAGUGACCCUUUCCAGGCUUUUGGAGACCCUGAAUAUCAGCAACACGUUUAUUCAAGUUCUGCUCCUGCUGAGGGAACCAUUUUUGAGAGCAGUGCUGGCAGCUGGUCCCUACCAAGAGUCUCAGCUGCUCCAAACAAAACCAAGAAGCACAGCCAAGGUUCUGAAGACCUCACUAAGAGCAUCCUGACGCCUGCUACCAAACCUGGGAAGUUUACCACUGAUCCUGCCUGGCAAACAUCCAUUUCUGGCGGCACUUACUCUAAGGAAGAAGUUCUUGAGAGUGAUGGUAGAAAUAAUAACCACCAUUCAGAUUUAUCCAAUGAGGCUGAUGUUGAAAAGCUUUUUGGAGUUCGACUGAAAAGAAUCCCUUCCUCACAGAAGUAUAAAAGUGAGCAACAAGAUCACUUUACCGAGCUUCCUUCCUUGCCCUUGGGUCCAGUCUCAUCCUCUGCAGGUAGGGAAUGUCAGAUCAGAAGCAGCUCUUCCCAGGGGCUCCUGAACACUGCAGAGAACCUCACUGCAAUAUCUGGCUUUGCAGAGAAGCAAAAUAGCAAGUCCAAAUCUGAAGGCAUGGCCAAGAAGAAACCUGCUUACAAGACCUCAGCAAAGCAUCCUGGUCGACAGUCAGAUGAUGCCGUCUCAGAGCCAGCUUGGAUAACCAUGGGAAUGCAGAAGCAGAGGCAUUUCCAGGCCCACGAUCCUAUGAAAGAGCCAAAAACCAAGAGCAGAGCUGGAGCCAAGGCUGAGACUAAGGAGCCUAAAUAUAGGGGAACUGACCCUGCAAAUGAAAACCAGCCAAAAAUGAUUUUAACUUCUGAUGUCCGUAGACAGGGGAAGACAGCACAGAUGAAGCUACCUAAGUCUACCAAACCAGUUGGAUUUGAAGAUCAGAAGAUACCACAAGUACCUACCAUGGGGAAAGAAACCAAAGGAUCUUCAACUGUCCCAGCUGCAUCCCAACAGCUGCUGGUUAAGCCGGUUAAGCCGGUUGAGCCGAUUGAACCUGUCUGGUUCUCCAUGGCCAAGAAGAAAGCCAAAGCAUGGAGCCACAUGGCAGAGAUCAUGGAAUAGCUCCUGGGUGGAGUCUCAGCAUUUUAAACGAUAAUUGCCAAUAGCUGUAUUAAUUCUAUGUAGUGAUCUCUUUAC
Messenger RNA from Lemur catta (Ring-tailed lemur), 4719 nucleotides. RefSeq names its product KIAA1210 ortholog. The record is from RefSeq and is a predicted model, not a curated record. The coding region runs from base 1 to 4644 and encodes 1547 amino acids. The transcript is spliced from 14 exons. Lineage: Eukaryota; Metazoa; Chordata; Mammalia; Primates; Lemuridae.